This is a messenger RNA of Paramecium primaurelia, 981 nucleotides long. Lineage: Eukaryota; Ciliophora; Oligohymenophorea; Peniculida; Parameciidae. The record is from the annotation of a GenBank genome assembly.
AUGAGUACAAUGCUUUAUAAUAGUGUUCGUUUUAUGCUUAAACCAUGGAGACCAAAAAGAGAAAUAUUUCACUUUGUAUUUUCAAAAGCUAUGACAUAAUCAUCUGCAACUAAAAUUAUAUUCUAAUUAAGAAAACAUAUUUAAGAAAAACCUAAAGUUUUAAUGUUAUCAAUCAACUCAGGUUUAUUAUAUCAAUAUCAUUUUAGCAUAUGGAGAUAUAACAUAAGCAUAAAUUGUAGCAGAAGCAUUCUAAUAAGCUGCAUCAAAUUUAGAUGCUCCAUUCUAUACAUUUAUUGAUUGUUAUGCUUUAGGAUCAGCAUAUUAUUUAGCAAGUUGUGGUACAGAAGUUUAUGCAAGUAAUAAAUAAUUAAAUAUAUAGAUCCAUUUUCUUUAAUUGGAGAAGUAUAACCAUGUAAAAGAUCUAUUGGAUUUUAGAAUGUGUUAUAAAAUUUAAAAAUUAAUUAUAGAUAGAGUAGAAGGGAAAGUAUUUUAUUAGAUGCAUUUACUAAAGUAAGUGAAAAAUAAUUGGAAUUUGUAAAUAAAGAACUUAAAACUGAAUUUUAAUUUGCUUUAGAUUAAAUAAAAUAGAAUAGAGUAGGUAAAAUUAAGAAAUUUGAUGAAAGUCAUAUAUAUACAGCAUAAUAAGCACUUGAAAAUGGAUUAAUUGAUGAUAUUUGUACUUUUGAUGAAGUUUUAGCAAAAAAAUAUCCAAAGUACAAAUUCAGAGAAUUAACCCUUUUUAAAGAUGAUAAUUCAAUGAUUAUUGUAUAAGGAUAAUUACAUUUAGCAAUUGAAAAUCUACUUACAAAAUUUGAAAAUAAUUGUUAACUUUUUGUUAAUGAAAAUGUUUAUCAUGAUAUAUAAGAAUAGAUUAGUGAAUUAUUGAGUAAUGCACUAAAUAAUAUUGAUAUAUAAUAGAGUGCAUAUGAUUUAAUGAUGGAUUAUCUGAAUGACUUUAUUAUAAAUUCUAAUAAAUAUUGA